CCAGGAAGGAUUUUACUGCCGGAAGAGGAUGAUUGGAAGGAGUUUGAGCAAAAGGAAGAAAUUGAUUAUAGUGGUCUUAGAGUUCAGUCCAUGCAAAUAAGUGAAAAAGAAGAUGAUGAAAGUGAAAAAAGAGAAGAACCUGGUGACAACUGGGAGGAGACUGGUGGUGGUGUAGACAGAUCAUCUGGUCCUUGGAAUAAGUCAGCUCCUGCACCAGCACCUGUUGUUGAACCAAUUGUUACAGAAACCCCAGAACCAGUUCAGACUGGUGGUGUAUACAGGCCGCCUGGUGCCAGGGAGGGCGGCAGGCCACGGAGAGCACAGCAAGGACCACCAGAAAUCUAUAGUGAUACGCAGUUUCCAUCACUGCAGUCCACCGCCAAGCUUGUAGACAGUCGAAAGGAUAAAGAAAUGGAGAAGAGCUUUGAAGUAGUAAAACACAAAACUAGAGGUAGGGAUGAGGUCUCAAAAAACCAGGCACUUAAACUUCAGCUAGACAACCAGUAUGCUGUGCUUGGGGAUCAGUAGAGCUGCAUACACAUUACAAUUAAGGAAUGCUUUUUUGGUAACCCUUCUACUAAGGUAACUAAACUACAGCUAACGGCUAUGAUGAACAUGCCACCUUAUUUCUGCUGGAUCUACUGCAGCAAGUGCAGACUACUUUGACGUAAGUGAUUGGUUCUCCUGCACUAUGGAAGCAUAAUAUGUUACAACUUCUCCAUUGGAUAUGGGGCAAAUUAAUGUAAAUGAUUGAACAAGAGUCAUCAGUGUUCUUUAAUUGCUCAGAAAGAUACCUACAGCCAGUGGUCAUUUCAAAAUCUUUUUAUGUUCAGAUACUGAGCCUUCGUAAAGGUUGACUACCUCAGACUUGCUGCACUCAUUGUGGACACCAUGUGGAUCACAACUUCUGGAAGAGAAGGUUACAGCUGUUUUAGUGGCCAUCUGAAACUUGAAACCAGCUCUACUGGAUUCCUGUCAGAAAUCCUGCAGAAGUCAGCCAUUUGGUUCCAAUUUGCUAUAACAAAGAUUUAAGUGACCUUAAUGACAAACCUAUUCUGUUCCCCUUCUGAGGAAUCCUGUCAUGUGUAGCCAUAGCCUACUAGAGACUUCUGGAGCGUACCAUACCACUCAUACUAUCCAAAUAUAACAGAGCUGUAGUUUGUUUACCUUUUUAGAUAGCUGUACUGAAGUAACUGCAAAACAAAUUAAAACUCAUUCAGUAUCAGAUUUGAGGAAUGAUGGGUUUGAAUGGUCUGUUUGCAUUAGCCAUUUUCACAGUUGUCUAAGCAAUUUUUUUUCUGUUCUCCACAAAAAAAAUGCCUGCCUUGUUUCUGGUAUCAAAUUGCAGUAUAUUUAAAUAAUAAUGAGAUGUUGUAGUGAAAUAGAGUUUACUUUGGUUUUCGUCAUGAGGUUUGUCUUUCUCACCCUAAGGCACCAAGACUUAAGAGUUUUUUGGUUUGACACAGAGGUAUCCAGACUCCAACUACAGUCUUCAGAAUUUGUCUUAAAAAUGAGAUACGUGGCAGUAGCGAUACUAGCUAAAAGUUUCUCUAUUAAAAAUAAUCCUUUGUUUGUUGAAGGGUAAUGGUUACUUGAUAACCAAAAUAACUUGGUAUGCAGAGGGAUAACUAAAGCUGGUAAGCCUUAUUUGUUUGGCUACUUCUGUGAAGCAUGCAGGCUUUCUGAGGCAGAAAUCCUGUAAGUAAAACUCAUAAAUGGUGUUUAUUCAAAGUCAGGAAGUUUAGUAAUAAUGGAAGGCAGUGACCUCUUUAAGUUGUUGUCAUCUCUGACUUAAUUUAGUGGAAGUAGGCAAAAUGGCACUGAUACACUAAGAAUAUAGGACAUUGACCGUAACUCUGAUUCAAUGAACAAAACCUGUCAAGUACCAAAAGUGUCCUGCUGUAACUGUUUUUCUCUUCUCUGAAUUCUUACACGAGCAAAAUGAAGUACAAUAGUGGCGUGCUCCAGUGUUGAGGUUUCUCAGAGUAAAUGCCAAAAAAUAGACCCAACAUCUAUAAGAGUUGCCAAUGGCAAGAAAAACAAGGGAACAAAACAAAACUUGCUUACGUGUGUGGGAGUACUAUGUAUGUGCAGAUGAUGAGGGUAGUGCAGGAAUCGCCUAGUUGGGUUCCCUUUGACUAACUGCUGACUCGCUUUAAAUCUACUUCUCUGAGGCCAAUGGGAAUUUUGCUGUUGACUUCAGUGGGGCUGGGGUUUCACCUGGUUCUUUUGUGCACAGACUAAAACUGGCCUUGCCCUUGCGGAGUUAACUGUCUCUAAAACUUCUGCUAGAAGCUGCUAUUAAAGAGAGGGCUCAAGAGACUAUUCUUAAAGUUGGAGACUUCAUUUGGAAACAAAACCCCACUGAAAGACUGAUCCCAAUCCCUUGGACUCUGAGCCAUGUAUCUUCCUUGAAAAUACAUUGUUGCCAGCAAAACUGUUGAUUUGUCACUGAAGCUUUCUGUGGAAUUCAUGGUAAAUGGACAUGUCGCUUGAUGUGGUAGAAAUGUGAAAUCUUAAAGCACUUUUCCUGAUGAUCUGAAGCAGUUGAAGUCACCAGUGCACACAAAUCAAGUUUUAGUCUACGGUAUGAAGGGUAGUAGAUGAGACUGUCCGUUGUACCAUCCUUAUCUGAGUUUUUGGGCAUGAAUUCUGGCAGUUGAAUAAAACCCUGUAACAGUUGCAAAUCAAAUAAAAUGGAAAUAUACAUGGAUUCUGGAGUCUUUACCUUUAGUUCUAGCUUAUGACCAUACAACAGCUGAGGAAAUGCAGAGCAUUUGGAUCUCUUAAGGGACAGGCCAUGGAGUUGGGUAGUCAGCCUUAUGGUCAGGUGGGCUAUAUUUAAGAGCUUAUAGCAGUGCAUAUAUUAAUGACUUUUAUUUAUACAUAGAAAUUUAGUUUGCUUGUCAGAGUGUCUUCUUACUCCCACCAUAUAGGACUGGUUUGAGAUUGUGAAUUGAGUAUGAAUGAAGCUUUGAUUUGCUUUUCACUUGAAAGUAGCUCUACUAAAUUAAAGAAUGAAAAAAAAAAAAAACCCAACAAAACAAGACAAACCUCUGGAUGGUUGCUGUCACCAGAGUCCAUCAGCUACUGAUAACUAGAGGUGUUAUUUUGGGGGCUUAUCUUAAGCAUAUCAUUCCAGGUUCUUUCUGGAGGCAUAAAGGAAAAAAAAUCAGAAAUGCAGCAGAUUUCCAUAGUACAGAAUGUUAAAUUAUUUUGAAGUGUUUCUUGUGUUAAAUAUCGCUGCCAGCAACUAUCAAAAUGCCAGUUGCCAGUAUCUACCUUGUAAUGAUUAAUUGUUCUGCAUGCCUGAAAUUUUGAAAGUCGGUCCUCUGUGGAAGCUCAGUAUGCUUUUGAGACUCUGCAGUCCAACUUCAUCUGGUUUGUUGUUGCAUUCAUUCAAGGCAUGCUAAGAAUGUCCAUUUUGUUCCUUCAAAAUGCUUGUUGAAGCCUCAUUCUAUAAAUGAAGGAUUGUCAGUUGUAGAAAUGAGAUUCUUGAUACCAGUCAGUAAAAUGCAGUUGUGUGCCACUUCAGGAACUUCCUAACCUGUAACAUGCUUUUAUAGUAGGUUAGUUAUUAAUUUCCAAUUUAAAGGUUCCAUUUUACUUUCUCUGGCUUAAAAUAAAAACACAGCCAUAAGGUACCGGCUCGCUAGUAGAACAUUUAAAUAUCCAGUACUUACUGGAAAAGGAACAAUUUGGAUUUGUGGUUCUCGGUGAUAUAGUCUGUAUUUAAGGAAUGUUAAAAUGCCCAAAACUAGAUAAUUUGAAUAAAGUUGGACUUCCCAAAUACCUGCUGUAGGAAUCUGGCAUCUGUAUUUACUUGAGCUGAUGAUAAAUGUAGGAGAGGAUUAAUUUUGUCCCACCCCACCCCCCCCAUUUACCUGUGCCAUGUUUAAUCUUCUCAAAUGAAGAGAAAUUGACAACUAAAAGUGAGUCUCUCCUGCUACUUCAGUUUUGUCUUUUGUAGCUAACUUUACCAGUCAUGUCCAAAGUAACUUGCUUAUGAACAGUUGAAUUUUUAAUGGUACAAAUUGUGUUAGAGACCUGACACCAUAGGGAAUAGGGUUUUUGGUAUUUGACUCCAUCUGUUGGCUCCUGGAAACUUUCACCACAACAUGGCUGAGAUAUCUGUGCUGGUCAAGGAAACAACACAAAUUUGAUGGGGCUGUAUGUCUUGGAGUUUGCUUAUCUGAGCUUUUGCAAUAGUUAUAUCUUCUUUUUCUUCUAACUUCAGCCUGGUUGAGCAGUUCUAAACUUGCUUGUGGUUUUCUGUCAAAUACCGUAACUAAAAUGGAGGAGCUGAUUCUUUUUUAAGCACAUGAAACCCUAUUAGUCUAAAAGGUGCUUAUUUACAAGGUAGUAAUAUUAUUCUUUCCAAUAUUGACAUGGUCAGAGAAAUGAAUACCUCAUAUUUUACAUGACCAGUUUGUAUCGGAGGCCCAAUAAACUAAAUUUUACCAAAAACACCUUGAAUACUUAAAAAUCUUGAUGAAUAGCCACAAUUCAGGUUUCAUCGCCUGACUGUAAUUUAGUUCCCAAAUUUUGUCCCUCUCUGUUUUCAGCUUUUAAUUUCACAAAGUGGUUUUAAUGGUAAAUAGGGCCUUUAUUUGGGAAUAUAAGAAAAAAAUAACAUGCAUAUUUACAUUUCAGAUGUAUAAAUUAAUUAUGUACUAAGGGGGAGGAAAUUGACAUAUUUGCCAAUAAAUUCUUCAGAGAAAGUUAAGAAGUCAGCUUGUCUGUAUCGAGGUUAAUAUGAGAACCUGCAAGCUCUAGCAGAUGGAAGAAGAAAUGACAGCAGAAAACAGAACUGAGGAGUCUAAUACUGAUUUGGAUAAGUCAUAACUAUCAUGUAUCGAGAGUUUGGUUUCUGAAGCACCAGCUGUAGUUCCACCAUGUUCUGUUUAAAGUGAAAUAGAACAGGAAGGAAGAUUUUUUUUUUUAAUUAGGACAAGUGGAAAUUACGCAAAUAAAACACAGGAGGAAUAAGAAGAGAGGGAUUAGGAAGGCCAUUUUCUAAAUGAUAGCAUUAAAUGCAUAGCCUGAGGUAGGGAGGGGAGUGUAAGUGGUUGGAUAGGAGAAGUGCAGGGUAAGCACUGCUUUCACAUGUGACAGAUCCAUCUGACUUUAAAUCAGCAAAAGUGUUUGAAGUUCAGUACUUGGCGAAGGCAUCCCAUUUUUUUUUUCCCCUUUAAAGAAAAGAAUCAGGAAAACCUGUCCAGAGAGAAGGUAGAAUUCUGCAUUGGUACAAGGCUGUCUAACCAGUUGCUUAAAGAGCGAACUGAGAAAGGACAAAUUCCAAGAUAGUUCAGCAAUCUUAUUAGGAUAUAGCUUGUUUCAUACUUGAGAAAACUCUUUCUCACUUCUGCAUGAUAAAAAGCUGAGACACCGAUUCAAAUUGCUAUGAAGACGUUUCCUUUUUUUGUGAAGCAUCUUCAAUGGUACGUGUAUCACGGUUUUAUGUUCAGUUGCUUAGAAUAUAUGUUGAUUUAGCAAGGUUAAUGAAGUUCAAUGGGCUACUUAGCCAGAAUACAAAUAUUAAAAAUGUAUCACAGUAUUAAUGAAUCAUCAGCAAAAGCAGUGCAUCUGGAAUGCUGGAAUGGAAAGUAUAAUCUAAAACAACUGCGUGCACUGAAAAGAAGCAAGCCCAUUUUGUAGCAAGAGCAUAGGACCAAGAGAGUAGGAUUUGGCCUUGGUUUUCCACUGAGCUGCUGUGUCAACUUCAAGUAAUUUAGUUUCACUUUGCCUCUGUUUCCCCAGCUGUACCAAAAAACCCCAACAACCUACCUCACAGGGGUGUUGUGAGGCCAAAGCUGUUCUUUGUUCAGGGCUGGGGCUGAUGGAAGGUGCUGCAGAGGACUAAAAAAAUCUUUAUUAAAAGAUCUUUAUAUUAGCUUUCAUUACAGUAUUUUAAUACUACUUUGGGAAAGGCUUAUUUCUACAGAAUGUAAUACACAUUCUAUUUAAGUAUUAUGUAAUUAGUCUUAUUUUAGUGUGUAUGGGUAAGGAAAAAGUUCAGGCUGAGCACUCUGUUAUUUCCUCUCUUUAAUUAUCUGUGCAACCAAAUUAAUACGAGGCUUUUUGUUUUUAUGUGGAAUACAUUACAAUCAAUAUUGCUACAUUUUGUAAACCCCAUGACUGAAAUAAAAUCCUGCUCACAGUUGAUAGCCAUCUCUUCUAAUGUGGCUGUUUUAAAGUUUGUUCAAAUAUGUGAACUAGAAAUGUUCACUCCUGAAAGUAUAUAUUUGUGUCAGGAUACCAAGUGGUAUUUUGUAGUAGGAAUGUAGUUUUCUUCCCCUCUCCACAUGUAAACAUACAUUUGUCCUAUUCUUUAUCCUUUCCCAUAUUUAAGUUGAAGUAGCAUGCAGGUACAAUGGAAAUAUGGGAGAGAGAGUAAUCUUACCAGAUUCUAAAAGUUCUGAGGUUAUUAAGGCAGUGGAGG
This is a messenger RNA of Pygoscelis adeliae (Adelie penguin), 6442 nucleotides long. It is a transcript of the gene CDV3, whose product is annotated as CDV3 homolog (mouse). The transcript is spliced from 5 exons. Gene Ontology annotation, cellular component: cytoplasm. The record is from RefSeq and is a predicted model, not a curated record. Bases 91 to 528 code for a protein of 145 amino acids. NCBI's taxonomy places the organism in Eukaryota, Metazoa, Chordata, Aves, Sphenisciformes, Spheniscidae.